Cynocephalus volans (Philippine flying lemur) is the source of this 1315-nucleotide messenger RNA. RefSeq names its product tRNA selenocysteine 1 associated protein 1 (gene TRNAU1AP). Gene Ontology annotation, biological process: selenocysteine incorporation. The record is from RefSeq and is a predicted model, not a curated record. Lineage: Eukaryota; Metazoa; Chordata; Mammalia; Dermoptera; Cynocephalidae. Gene Ontology annotation, cellular component: nucleus. Bases 84 to 947 code for a protein of 287 amino acids. The transcript is spliced from 9 exons. Gene Ontology annotation, molecular function: tRNA binding.
CAUGCUCCCCGGCGGUCUCCGCAGCGCUCACUGGAUCCGGCGAGGGCCUCUGAGGCCCGCAAGUUCCCGGUCCGGGCGCGGGCAUGGCGGCCAGCCUGUGGAUGGGGGACCUGGAACCCUACAUGGACGAGAACUUCAUCUCCAGAGCCUUUGCCACCAUGGGGGAGACCGUGAUGAGCGUCAAAAUUAUCCGAAACCGCCUCACUGGGAUCCCAGCUGGCUACUGUUUUGUAGAAUUUGCAGAUUUGGCCACAGCGGAGAAGUGUUUGCAUAAAAUUAAUGGGAAACCCCUUCCAGGAGCCACACCUGCAAAACGUUUUAAACUGAACUAUGCUACUUAUGGGAAACAACCUGAUAACAGCCCUGAGUAUUCCCUCUUUGUUGGGGACCUGACCCCAGACGUGGACGAUGGCAUGCUAUAUGAAUUCUUCGUCAAAGUCUACCCUUCCUGUCGGGGAGGCAAGGUGGUUUUGGACCAGACGGGCGUGUCUAAGGGUUAUGGUUUUGUGAAAUUCACAGAUGAAUUGGAACAGAAACGAGCCCUGACGGAGUGCCAGGGAGCAGUAGGACUGGGGUCUAAACCUGUGCGGCUGAGCGUGGCAAUCCCUAAAGCGAGCCGUGUGAAGCCAGUGGAAUAUAGUCAGAUGUACAGUUACAGCUACAACCAGUAUUACCAGCAGUACCAGAACUACUAUGCCCAGUGGGGCUAUGACCAGAACACAGGCAGCUACAGCUACAGUUACCCCCAGUAUGGCUAUACCCAAAGCACCAUGCAGACAUAUGAAGAAGUUGGAGAUGAUGCAUUGGAAGACCCCAUGCCGCAGCUGGAUGUGACUGAGGCCAACAAGGAGUUCAUGGAACAGAGUGAGGAGCUGUAUGAUGCGCUGAUGGACUGUCACUGGCAGCCCUUGGACACAGUGUCUUCAGAGAUUCCUGCCAUGAUGUAGCCAGGACAAAGGACAAAGGACAAGCCAGGAUGAACUACGUGAGGGAGAUGAGACUCUUUUUAAAAAAUUGUGCAACAUUUUGGAAGUAUGACUUGUUUUAAUAAUGACUGAGAUUGAACAUUUCUGCAAUGUGCUGCCUUCAUUUGACAGUGAGCCACUUGAGUUUGAAAACCAAGGGACCAACUGUUGAACAAGGUUCAAACUGCUAUUUUCUUAAGAAUCAUUUAGAGGCAGUUAACCACACUUCUGGAGGUAAGGACAGCUUGGGCACAAUUCAAAACUGUGCUAAACCGUGGGUUUAGAGGCUGUUUCUUGGGCCGAGCCCGUGGCGCACUUGGUAGAGGCUGUUUCUUAGGUGACAGGCAUGU